AUGCUCGUCUUAGACUCUCACAAGGGCCUCUCGUUUGUGCUGAGUCAGCACGGGAAACACGAGAAAGUGGCAACGAACGGGUUUGACAGGCUCAACUGGGAUGUGCAUCUAGAUCCUAAGGAUGAAGAAGCUGAAGCAUCCAGCGGCACGGAAGAGGCGGCUGAGCCGAAGAAGCUUUCUAGAAAAAUGAAGAAAGAAUUGAAGCUGCAGAAGAAAGCAAACGCUCGCAGGUUAAGGCUGGCAAAGAGAGGUAUCUCAGAAGCAGUGCUGGAGAACACGGGGUUCAACGAGUACACAGCCAAGCAGGAGAUAAAGAGAAUCCACAACCGCAUCGUGAGCAGGAUGCCGCUGCAAGGUGUUAGCGACUUCAAGGUUUUCCACUAUGAGUCCAUUGCGUUCUACAAAUCCGACGUCGACCACCUAGUUCCUGGCGAAUGGCUCAAUGACAACAACAUAGCGUUGGUAUAUGAGCUACUAACAAAGUAUUUUCUCAAGGAGACUCCUUUUGGCCACGAGGUUCUCCUUCUAUACCCGUCACUCGUUCAAUUGUUUUUGCAUUAUCCUUCUGUCGAGGAGGUAGCUUCCAUCUUGCCUCAGAAGGAACUCAGCAAGCUGAAGCUUGUAUUUAUACCAUUUAAUUUCGUGGAUAGCAUGAUCGACUUGGAAGACGCCAACAACGGCGACCACUGGGCCUUGUGUGUAUUGAGCAUCAUGGAAAAAAGAUUGUAUGUAUUUGACUCGAUGUCUUCAGAGGAUGACCACGAGGACGAGAUGCUUCUACGCCAGCUUGCCAAGCGCCUCCAGAGUGCCAUAUUCAAGCCCAAGGAUACGUUAUCUGUGAUGAAGAUGCCUUGUGACCAACAAGACAACUUUGACGACUGUGGCGUGUUUUGUAUCAUGUUCACUGUGUACCUUGUGGCUCAGGUAAUAUCAGGCGAACCCAUAGAUAUUGACAUUCGUGACGUCAACUUCAACGCUCUUAGUGGGCGUUUGUUCAUGAUGGAAUUGGUCAAGAGGCUCUCCGAGAAGGACGGACCGAAUUAA
This is a messenger RNA of Candidozyma auris, 1044 nucleotides long. It is a transcript of the gene ULP1, whose product is annotated as Ulp1p. The record is from RefSeq and is a predicted model, not a curated record. Gene Ontology annotation, molecular function: deNEDDylase activity; cysteine-type peptidase activity. Gene Ontology annotation, biological process: proteolysis. NCBI's taxonomy places the organism in Eukaryota, Fungi, Ascomycota, Pichiomycetes, Serinales, Metschnikowiaceae. The transcript has a single exon. The coding region runs from base 1 to 1044 and encodes 347 amino acids.